CAUCUUGCAAUCAGCACCCAGAGCGACGUCUAGCCACAUGAAGGACGGCAAGCGAAUCCCCUUCGUGACGGUUGUAACGGACCUCGGGGAGGCGCAUCCUUGGUGGUUCAACAAAGGGCUGGACAAGAUGUUUGUUCCAAUCGAAGAGAUGAAGGCGCAGGCGUUGGAGUUUGGACUGAAGGAAGAGCAAGUCUCGGUCUGUGGGCUUCCGCUCCGUAAGGGUUUCUGGAACAUCGACUCUAGCAAGAAGAACAAGGAGCUGAUGCGGGACAAGCUUGAGCUCAAACAGGACUGGCGAGUUGUCAUCCUGAUCGGAGGAGGAGAUGGAAUGGGCAAACUCAAAGAAUGUGCCAUGUCUUUCUUCGCUCUCAAGUCAAGCGGAAGGAUGCAGAAGCUGCAGAUCGUGAUCAUCUGCGGAAAGAACGAGAAGCUGCAGAAGCAGCUGACGUGGGAGGCAGAGAAAGUAAAGCAGGGGCUUACUGAAUGUGACAUCCGCAUCCUCGGAUUCGUGUCGAACAUGGAGGAGUGGAUGAUCGCCGCUGAUGUCCUCGUGACCAAGGCUGGUCCCGGCACUAUCGCAGAGGCCUGCUGCUGUGGCCUUCCCGUGCUGCUCUUCGACUUCCUCCCGGGGCAGGAGGAAGGCAACGUGACGUUCGUGGAGAGCAGUGGGAUGGGCGAGUUUGUCAAGGAUACGACGAAAGUAGGAGGCAGGUGCCUUGACUGGCUUGAGGACGAGGAGGGGCUGGUCCGCAUGCAGCAGGCAAGCUUCAAGCACGCCGAGAGGAACAGCACAGCAGCAAUGAAGAUCGCGAAGCAGACGCUAGACGUGAUCUUGGAUGAGGAGCAGCAGCAGAGCAUCGACGAGAGCGUCAGCGAGUGGGCAGGGAGGAAGAAGGAGACGAUCGGGGCCCCCGCUGCCUCCAAGUUUGUCUAUAAGUCAAGCUGGUGGUCCUGGUUCAGCCCGGCAAACUUGACCCAGGCUCCGAGCUGGUGGAGAGAAACAGAAGUGAAGGAAUAACAGGAACAAGUUUCACGUGUCUCCUGUCUCUGGUCUCCUCUCCUCUCUCCUCACCCUUUUUUGUGUUUUCCUUAAUCUCACAUGAGAUUAUUUUUCCCCUGUACAAACAUAAAGAUGUUUACAGCAA
This is a messenger RNA of Guillardia theta CCMP2712, 1145 nucleotides long. RefSeq lists its product as hypothetical. Bases 38 to 1018 code for a protein of 326 amino acids. Gene Ontology annotation, biological process: glycolipid biosynthetic process. The record is from RefSeq and is a predicted model, not a curated record. Gene Ontology annotation, molecular function: hexosyltransferase activity. Lineage: Eukaryota; Cryptophyceae; Pyrenomonadales; Geminigeraceae. The transcript has 11 exons.